Molecule: messenger RNA, 663 nt
Organism: Fusarium keratoplasticum
Lineage: Eukaryota; Fungi; Ascomycota; Sordariomycetes; Hypocreales; Nectriaceae
Product: 2EXR domain-containing protein
Exons: 1
Coding region: 1-663 (220 amino acids)
Source: RefSeq, a predicted model, not a curated record
AUGAAGGCUUCGGUGAUGACCAUGUGCUCCGGAUCGCGCACUUGUCAAGCAUGCGACUACAUCAGCUCGGAUGAUACCGCCGACAUGGCCAAGCUACAUGACGGACCGCAGACAGGAAAGUUCAUGCUGGACGGGCACGAGCAGGAGAUGAUAGUCUGGUCCGAGAACGACCUGUUUUGUCUUCAACCUUACAAAUGGAACACCCUCACCAGGAUCAGCCCACAGCACGCGGCCAUUUCCCCCCGACAAGGCAAACUGCAUCUCAGGCACGUCGCGUUUGAACUGCCGCACGACGAGAUAAUCAACCUCUCCUGCGAAUACUACUACCCUCAACCCGACGAGAAUGCCCCCGAGCCAUCAUCCCACCCCAUGCUAAAGUGCAUGAAUGACCUCAUCGACGACGAACGUCUCCGGCACAUUAAAAACGUCUGGUUGAUAGACUACGAACUCAAGAGAGCGAACCCGCGACCCGCCGCGCGACAGUUCUGCGCAAACGGGCUGAGGUUCGUCGAGGUUACGGAGCGGGAUGCCGAUGAGUGGACUGACCGUCGGGGGGACGGUAAGGAUGCGCUGGAGUUUGUCGGGUGGCUGAAAUACUUGAACACCUGGCAAGAUGAGAAUGCUCCUCCUGAAUUUGGGGUUUUGGCGUGUGAGGAAUGCUGA